ACACCGGCUGACAGGCGCGGGCGCCCUGGGGCGGGACUUCCGGCGGCUCCGGCAAGCGUCUUCCGACCGUGCGAGGGUGGUCCGGCCGGCCACCGGGACAUGAAGGAGGACGUGGGCGGCGUGCGGGUGCGGACAAGAGCCGCAGCUCUUCGAGCGUGGACCCGUGAGAACGAGCGUGUGCGAAUAAGACCCUGAGUGGGAGCAGCACGGCCUAAUGUGACAGGUCACCAGAGCUGAGCCCAGAGGGGUCCGGGGACAGUGGUUGGUGGCACAACCGGACCUCUGCUGGACUCCUGUUUCCAUCGCCCUGUCGUUAGCGCAGUGGCCACCCGUCCUCUGCCCGCCUCCUCAGCCUGAGGGCAUGAUGACAGGACCUGCCGGGUGUGGCGAGCCGCCUGCUGCAGCCCGCGGUCAUAAAUGUCCCAGCGGGCUGCGGUCCUGCCUCCGAGUGCCUUCACCCCUCCCCGCAGGAACCCAGUUGGCUCCAGAAUUUGCGCUCAAAGACGAGAGCUGGGAUGAGUAACAACACACUUGCUGUUCUGUUAAUGCCAAAGUCGGCUCAGGGUCCAGCCUGGUGUCAGUGACAGACACUCGGGGCACAUCGUUCAGCAUUUCUCUCAAACGGCACAUCACUGAAUAGCAAGGCCAACUGGACUGGUGAAAGCCGGUGUCUGAAAGUGCCAUGGAAGAGACACGGUCAGAGAGCGUCACAGAGCACGGGCUCUGCUCAGCACCUUCCCUGUACUCACACAUGCAUGCACUCUGCGUGUGGGCGUGUGAACCCAGCUGUGGUCAGCACUCUUACUGUGGGUUUCGAUGAAAAACACUUGAACAUCACCAUGGGGACUCACUGUCCUUUGGUCACACACAUGGCUGAACCAAUCGUCCCAGGAGCUUAGAGCCUCAGAUGGUGGGCUCCUGGCUGCCUCACUCACAAUGGGUCUGAAGCCCCGCCUCCUGCAGCCCUCUGGUUUGGGUGUGUAACGACUGCUGGGUGACCGCAAGCGCGCAUGGUCACCACACACUGCACUCCCUUCCAGGGCCAUUCCGCACAAAGGAGGUCAUGGGGCGUGAAGACACGUUCUGACAUAACAGGAUGCAGGAGCUCAGCAGCCAGCUCUGGCAGGACCAUGAUGCCUUGGGCAGAGAAGCAGGCCCCGGACCCCACCCGUGACCGCCCCGCCUGUAACCUGCCCGCCAUGAAGGCGCUCCUGCACGUGCUCUGGCUUGCUCUGGCUUGCGGCUCUGCUCACACCACCCUGUCGAAGUCGGACGCCAAGAAGUCCGCCUCCAAGACACUGCAGGAGAAGACUCAGUUCUCAGAGACGCCGGUGCAGGACCGGGGUCUGGUGGUGACAGACCCCCGAGCCGAGGACGUGGUGCUUGAGCACCGCAGCUACUGCUCGGCGAGGGCCCGGGAGCGACACUUUGCUGGGGACGUCCUGGGCUAUGUCACCCCAUGGAACAGCCAUGGCUACGACAUCGCCAAGGUCUUCGGGGGCAAGUUCACGCAGAUCUCACCUGUGUGGCUGCAGCUGAAGAGGCGUGGCCGGGAGAUGUUCGAGGUCACAGGCCUCCAUGACGUGGACCAAGGGUGGAUGCGCGCCGUCAGGAAGCAGGCCAAGGGCCUGCGCAUAGUGCCCCGGCUCCUGUUUGAGGACUGGACUCGUGAGGACUUCCGGAGCGUCUGGGACAGCGAGGACGAGAUAGAGGAGCUCAGCAAGACCGUGGUCCAGGUCGCCAAGAGCCAGCACUUCGACGGCUUUGUGGUGGAGGCCUGGAGCCAGCUGCUGAGCCAGGAGCGCGCGGGUCUCGUCCACAUGCUCACCCACAUGGCGGAGGCGCUGCACCAGGCCCGGCUGGUGGUCAUCCUGGUCAUCCCACCAGCCGUCACCCCCGGGACCGACCAGCUGGGCAUGUUCACGCACAAGGAGCUGGAGCAGCUGGGCCCCGUGCUGGACGGGUUCAGCCUCAUGACCUACGACUACCCGACCGCGCAGCAACCGGGCCCCAACGCGCCGCUGUCCUGGGUGCGAGCCUGUGUCCAGGUCCUGGACCCCAAAUCCAAGUGGCGGAGCAAGAUCCUCCUGGGGCUCAACUUCUAUGGCAUGGACUACUCGGCCUCCAGGGAGGCCCGCGAGCCUGUCGUUGGGACCAGGUACAUCCAGAUGCUGAAGGAGCACCGGCCCCGGAUGGUGUGGGACAGCCAGGCCGCAGAGCACUUCUUUGAGUACAAGAAAAGCCGAGGAGGGAGGCACAUCCUCUUCUACCCAACUCUGAAGUCCGUGCAGGUGCGGCUGGAGCUGGCCCGGGAGCUGGGCGUCGGGCUGUCCAUCUGGGAGCUGGGCCAGGGCCUGGACUACUUCUACGACCUCCUCUAGGCUCCGCCCUGCGGUGGCCUCGACUUCGAAGCGACAGGGGAUUCGUGGGCGUGCAAAAUACAGACUCUUCUCUGUC
This is a messenger RNA of Artibeus jamaicensis (Jamaican fruit-eating bat), 2457 nucleotides long. RefSeq names its product chitinase domain containing 1 (gene CHID1). The transcript has 15 exons. Bases 1011 to 2381 code for a protein of 456 amino acids. Gene Ontology annotation, molecular function: oligosaccharide binding; chitin binding. Lineage: Eukaryota; Metazoa; Chordata; Mammalia; Chiroptera; Phyllostomidae. Gene Ontology annotation, cellular component: extracellular region. The record is from RefSeq and is a predicted model, not a curated record. Gene Ontology annotation, biological process: carbohydrate metabolic process.